UCAUACAUAAUAUUAAUUUUCCGAUGGCCGAAACAAGGGGAACUCCAGAGUACGACAGGCAACACCGUCUCACCGAUCCCAUAAAGUCCAUCCUCCCGACCAACGAAAAGGGCGGCAGCGGCGGCUUCGGAGGCGUAUCUGGAAGCAAGAUCUUAGCUGUGGUAACCCUACUCCCAUUAGGAGGGUUUCUCCUCUUCCUUUCCGGCCUAAUACUGGCCGGAACCCUAAUGGCAAUCGCCUUCUCCACCCCACCGUUCAUAAUCUUCAGUCCCGUCCUGGUCCCAGCCGCUUUUACCAUCGCCUUCUCUAUCGGGGGAUUUCUGACGUCGGGAGCGUUUGGAAUAACCGCACUGUCGGCUCUGUCGUGGAUGCUGAACUAUCUACGUGGAUCCCGCGUGCCGGAACAGCUGGAAUAUGCGAAGAGACGGGCUCAGGAAGCGGCGGGUCAAGUUGGACAGAAAGUUAAGGAGGCUGGACAGAAAGCUCAGGACACUGCAGUAAGGGGUUAAUUAAGAAGAUCACUU
Molecule: messenger RNA, 524 nt
Organism: Impatiens glandulifera
Lineage: Eukaryota; Viridiplantae; Streptophyta; Magnoliopsida; Ericales; Balsaminaceae
Product: oleosin H2-like
Exons: 1
Coding region: 24-509 (161 amino acids)
Biological process (GO): seed oilbody biogenesis; response to freezing; lipid storage
Cellular component (GO): membrane; monolayer-surrounded lipid storage body
Source: RefSeq, a predicted model, not a curated record